Messenger RNA from Sclerotinia trifoliorum, 2070 nucleotides. NCBI's taxonomy places the organism in Eukaryota, Fungi, Ascomycota, Leotiomycetes, Helotiales, Sclerotiniaceae. The record is from the annotation of a GenBank genome assembly.
ACGAUGAUUGAUUGAUUGAUACGACUGGUGUAUAAAAUACUUCCUUCUCUCUCCCCAUGUUACCUCAAAGUGUACUUCAACAUCUUCUCUAUCCUCGUAUUACCUAGAAGUGUGCGUCAGCACCUUCUCUCUUCUCACGUUACCCAGAAGUGAGCUCAACAACUCUCUCCCCAUAUUACCUAGAAAUGUGCGUCAGCACCUUCUCUCUCCCAUAUUACCUAGAAGUGUGUGCCUCGCUUCCGACCACCUUUCUUCACACGGAAAUUUCCCAUCCAGCCGAAGUCCGCUCAAGAACUCAUAUACCAUAGAACUAUAUGCCAUUCAUAUCCGGGUCCUACAUUGGAUUAUAAAAACUGUCGCAGAUUAUAUAAUAUAUAAAAAACUAAUAAUAUGAAUUAUAACUCAUAUUAUUAAUUAGUAUGUAAAGAGAGCUUAUUAGUUAUUAUAUUUCUGGAUGAUAUAAAAUCCAUGCGAGAGAUAAGAUGUACGAGAUGCAUCCAAAAAAAUUCGACUCGGGACGAUCGUUUGGUUCGAAUCAAAACGUUCUUCAAUGCAAUCACCCAAUGAACUACUCGCUUGCACAACGUAAGAAUUGCUCGACACGCAAGGCUCAAAAACAGCGAAUGGUUAUCUCACCGCUUUGCUUCUGCCACCUCCCUGCUCUCUAUCUCGAUGAACUGGAAAAGACAAUACAUUGUUCAAGACCCAAAUUCUAAUUCUAAUUCUUAUUAUUCCUAACCUCAAUCAAGAGGAGGUGAAAAGCUCAAAAUAAUCUUUAUUAUGAUUCAAUGCAUUGUACUAAUAAUUAUCAUUUACUAGAUUUGGAUCAAACUCUAACCGUGAUAUUCGGCAUCGCAUCUAUCGUUGUGCCCGUCAUCACCGCAAUACUUUUGCGUCGACGUUUCUCAACCAAUCCCGAGCUAGAAGGUUAGUAAAUUUUAUGUUUUUGAAUUCCCCGUCUUCUGCGGAAUCCGAGCAUAAGAACUGAUGCUGCCAAAAAAAAGUUGCUAGACAAAGUUUCGUGACUUGCUAAGGUUGCUGUGCCGAUAUAUCUUGAUUCUUCAACCCCGUCAGAAUUAGUGGAAACCAUGCUAACCCUGUACAUUUAUUAGAAGACCUUGAGAGAAAUGCAAUUCCUACCGCCGAAGGAUACAUAAAUGAUGGAGGAAAUCCACUCGGUGCAUUGCUGGCAUACACAACGAGAAUAAACUGAGCGGACGCGGCCGAGGACGAAGACGAAGAGAACCGGGAGUUUGACGAAUGGCAUGGAGUUGGAUAAAUAAAGGGCACAAGGAUAUCUGUGGAAUCUAUGAGUUUAAAUGCUGAGGCCGAUGCUAUAAAGUACUACAAUUUUGUCGAAUACAGCAUUUUAGCCAUUGUCGUAAUGAGAAUGGAGUGUCAUUGUACCAUCACGUGACCGAUACGAAUGUGUCCAGGCUGAAGUUGAUCAAAACAGUGCAACGAAGCCCAAACGAUGAUACAUAGUUAGAUAAGAAAAAGUCGUCUUGAACUAGAAAGACCAUUACAAGGCAAAAGCUUAGACUGUAUCGACGUACUGAAUACGGCGUGCUUAUCGAUAAUCAACCUCCAAGCAUGGCCAUGGCCAUUCAAGCUGGCGAGCAUCUUUUGUGUCUAUCCAACCCGUGUUGAAAACAAUGCUAAUCGCAUAGUUAGCCCCAUCCAUAUCAGAAGCAAUACACUUGUACUGUUGAAGUCUAAACCGUCGCAUAUAAGAACGCCGUCAGGAUGGCACAGAACAUAUCGCGGUGUAGCAGAAUGCUGCAGAACUUGAGAGGUCGCUCCCUCACGACCUCGCAUUAUCAUAUCGAAUGCUUUGAAUGAGAUCGAAAAACAUAGAAUAUAUGUUAUCCUUGGGAUGAAAAAGGUAAGCUCGUCGGUGUUGUGAUGACUAUGUGGCCUGUAUCGCGUCUCUCCUCCGGCAUGAUAAUUUAAUGUUAUCCAUCGACACCAUGCUCAAGGAAAACUGGUACCAACUUCCAAGCCCAGGCGAUUGUUCAGAAACAUACCAGAAAAUGCAUCUCUGCAAGUUUUGAAUCCUGCGACUUUAUG